This is a messenger RNA of Halteromyces radiatus, 2551 nucleotides long. RefSeq lists its product as uncharacterized. Gene Ontology annotation, biological process: protein phosphorylation; mitotic DNA damage checkpoint signaling. The transcript has 2 exons. Gene Ontology annotation, cellular component: nucleus; cytoplasm. NCBI's taxonomy places the organism in Eukaryota, Fungi, Mucoromycota, Mucoromycetes, Mucorales, Cunninghamellaceae. The record is from RefSeq and is a predicted model, not a curated record. The coding region runs from base 42 to 2468 and encodes 808 amino acids. Gene Ontology annotation, molecular function: protein serine/threonine kinase activity; ATP binding.
AAUAUUCUUUUUUUUUUUCUUUGUCUCAUUUCACUACCUUCAUGUCGAGUGGUUGUUCUGGAAUAGUGAAUGACUAUAUCUACAGUGUGAACCCUACUCUCAAUGGGUCUUACAGUAUCACCACCGAAUCAGUUACCAAUCCUGGAACCUUAGGCAAUUGUCAACCAACAUCACUUGGCUCUUCUUUCAAAUAUUCAGCUUGUACAAUAACCAAUUAUCCUUCUUCCAUUGUCUUGGUAGGAACUGAUAACAAUGCUCCUGCGGCAUAUUAUAUCUCUAUUGGUCAAACUGGUUGCCAAUCUCCCAAAGGUUUCUCUCCUCUUAGUGGUGUGGUUCAACCUGUUUCUGUGAUUCCUGCUCCAUGUUCAGAACCGUCUACAACAGCACCUUGUAUCGCUAUUCUAGGUACAACAACAUCCAAUGUUACUCCUCCUCAAUAUAUUAUAGACUAUCCUUUGGCUGGUGGUACAAAAUCAUCCAACUUUUCCGUAUCCUAUACAGAUCUUACAUCAGCUCCUCCAUUGCUGGCUGUGAAUCCGUACGACAACUCCACCCUCUAUGUACUUGGCUAUCCCUCAAGGAAUGAAAUGCUCGUGAAACCAAAUACUUAUCAAUCUACUGAAUCUGUUUUACCUUCCGAUACCACAAACACCAUUACCAGCAACACUGUUACCAGCAUCAGCAAUACACUGCCUACUCUUACCGGUCAUGCUAUAAAACGAGCUUUACCCAGUCCUGGACUUGCUAGUGAUACUAUUCUUACAUUGAACGAAAACAUUGAAGGCACUGGUCCUGCUAUCUCUGCAGGCAACAACGUUGUCAUCGUGUCCAAAGAUAGCGUGUCGGUUCAAGUUUUGUCCAUGAAAUCAUCAUCAUCCUACGUUGUUUCCAAACCUAAUCCAUUAUUAUCUUCAUUAGAUGCAAGCGGUAUUUCAGGUAUUGGUUCUAUAGUACAACAAGAUCAGCAACAAUCUACCGUUUGGAUCAGUUUUAUCGACCAACAAGGAAAUCCCAGACUCACCUCAAGCAGUCAACCGUCUCUCUUCGCUCCUCCUUCUGAUGCCAAUCCAUCCACAUCUAGUUCCGCUAGCAACUAUCCCAUAUCAUCAGAUGCAGGUACAGAAGGAUUGUCAACAGGUGCUAUUGUCGGUAUUGUUAUUGGUUGUGUCAUCGGCGGUAUACUUUUUUGUGGUCUGGCCUUCUUUUUCCUUCGACGACGAAGACAACGACAGCAUCAAUUACGACAACAUGAAGACGAAGGCGGUAUUACUUUGACGGAUCAACGUCUCUUAUCGGAAAAACUAACGUCAGCUUCGACACCUACAACUUAUCGAUCUGUACCCAUCAAAGAUGAUGCUAGUAACAACAUCAUCAACAACAAUAACAAUAAUGAAAAGGUUGAUGCAUCCACUGCUGCUGCUGCUAUUGCUGCUGAUGCCAUUACUCAAUUGACAAGAACAAUCAACAACACAUCGUCAUCUCAAGAUAUUGAUCUUUAUGAACCAACUGGAACUAGUGACACUUUGUAUUUAGGUGAAGCGAUCUAUAGUUUACACAAGGAAUCACCGAUCUAUGCAGUGUUCCCACAAGGCUACGCAACUCGUUCAGCAACAAGAACGAACAAUCUACAUCAACAACCGACGGAAUGUACCAUCCAUUAUUUCCCAGCGACAUGUGCAACAUGUUUUGGCCAACUGAUACAGACAACAACGGAUUUACAAAAUCGAGAUGGUGGAUUGACAACCCUGGAUGCGAUUACAUUAUCACGACCUACAGCACAUGGUGGAUAUCAGUACAUAUGGAUCACAUCCCCUUUCUCACUUCAUCGGACCUUGUAUCAUCUGUUAUACGAAGGUAGCUUGGGUGCUGUGGUGGAUCACACUCAAUUCUCAUUCAAGGCAUGGUCAACACUCUCAAUGCUCAAAACCUUAGAUCAUCUACAUCGUCAAGGUUGGAUUCAUCGAAAACUGAAUUUACAUAGUUUCUUUUAUCAUCAAGCAAGUACAGUGACGGAUUGGUCCUUGACUGGGUUUUAUCAAUCCAAAGUGUACACUGGACAAUUGGAAAAUCAUUUUCUUCAACAACAGCAAAUGAAUGAACAAGGCAAUAUACAAUUGGAUGAAUUUAGUGCACCUGAAUGGAUACUUCAUACCAACAAUACUCAUUUGGAUGCUUCCACCAUGAUUGUAUCUCAACCAUCCAUGGAUAUUUGGUCGCUAGGACUUAUUUUGUAUACAGUGGCGACAGGUAAACCGGCCUUUCUACAUUUCCACGAUUAUCAAACGACGGUUGCCAAUAGGCUUUUGCAAGCAAGAUUAGAUGCACUCUUGAAAGAAGUGGCUUCGGUGGAUGAUACUUACAAGGAAUUGCUAACUCGGAUGUUACAAAUUGUUCCUGAUGCCCGUGAUACUUUGCCAAAUCUGAUCAACUACUGGAUGCACGCUAAUCAACUGGAUGAUGAUGAAUGAAUGACCGUAUUAUCUGGACUGUUGCUCAUACACAUUAGAUAUAUUUCCCCUUUCAUAGUAUCGCCCGUCUAUCCGACAACGAC